Molecule: messenger RNA, 2310 nt
Organism: Dioszegia hungarica
Lineage: Eukaryota; Fungi; Basidiomycota; Tremellomycetes; Tremellales; Bulleribasidiaceae
Exons: 3
Coding region: 1-2310 (769 amino acids)
Molecular function (GO): protein binding
Source: RefSeq, a predicted model, not a curated record
AUGACUGGGAGGGGUCUCAUCACAGCUCUGAGCUGUGUAAGAAGGGCUUCAACAACGGCCAAGCCCGCGGCUGCUGCUGCAGCCCGCUCCCCUCGGCACCCUCGCAACCCGCGGCCGUCGCGGCAAGGGAAGCCAGCGUAUCAGGCGAAUAAGCAGCAUCCGAAGCCUCGGUCGAAUAGCGAGAACCCAUCCCCUCGUCAACCAUUAGACAUACCAACUCGGCUUAAAGUCCUCUUUUCCCGCCCCUCCACCUCCACAGCUCCUGCAACGUACAAUGUUUCCACCCUCAUCCUCACCAUCGGUCCGGUAUUCGCGGCGGAUCGCCACCUGCUCGAUCCCUUCCUCUAUGACAUAGCUACAUCCCUGUCACCGGACAAGGGCAAGGCGAGCUCUCGAGAUGCUGCCGGCGCGGAACUCAUUACCGAUAUCCUGGCUUAUUGCUGGGUGCGGUCAAACCAAAUCAAGCCCAGCCCCUUUACCGUCCAUCAGAUGUCGGAAUUCGCACUUCGGUACGCUCGGCGCCUCGUUGGUCUCGCACUGGAAGGCCGGGACGCCCAGCAUCUCAUGGACCACCUCAUGACGAACCUGCGUCUAUACAAGGAGGCGAACUUCAUACUAUCGCCCGCGAUGUUCGCUGCCUGGGCGGUGCUGCGGCAGGAUCUGGAUCAAAAGGAGACGCCUAUCCAAUUCAUUCCGCCAAAGAAGGAGGAAGUGUUCAAGGCACUCAAUUCGGUCCUCGGAAUCCGGGAUGCAGAGUUUGAGCACUACACAGGCUCGGUGGAAGAGCUGCUGAAGGCGAACUCGGGGUGUGUGGAGGACAUACCUCACAGCCCGGAGCAAUUGGAUGUUAUGCUGGGCGCCAUGCGGAUAGGUCAGAUGACCAAGGAGGCGGUGGCUUUAUGGGGGAAAUACAAGGAGUCGAUGAAGGCGGAGAAGCGGGGAGAGCAUCCCGUGCCGGACGUCGACAAAGCCAAGGACGCUCGAGUGCGCAGUCUCACCAGCUUCCUUCGGUUCUUCUCGCGGUCACCGGCUCUUCGGCGGCUACCCACGGAGGAGCAGGAGCUUCUGCAAUAUCGCAACGAGGUGUUGUCAUACAUCCCUCGGCCAUACCCGGCGGCAAUACAUCAUGUCCUCCUCGUUCAUCGCGCUCGGAUGGACGAGGAAGGACGGGAUUUCAGAGUCGUGCAGAGUCUGGACGACGAGGUGGUGGAUGAGAUCAGGGAUAAGGAGCGCGCUACGGAGGAUCUGGAGGCGGUAUGGAAGAUGGCAGGUGAGGAGGGAGCGAGGGAUCUCAAGAGCUACAUGCUGUACAUGGAGGGUCUCACAAAGGUGGGGGAUGCGAUCAAGCUCGGACGGGCAUGGGAGGAGCUGGUCCGGGAUCAGGCGUGUAAGGAGGCUUUUCACCUCGAGGAGGGCAAGGACAAGUCAUUUCCACCCACUCGCGCUCUGAAUCACAUGAUCUCGUGCGCCUUCCUGAUACCGUACGAGGGCACUCAGAUCGCUCUAGACCUAUUCGAGCAGGUCAUCCGCCCCGACUCUGCCAUUUCCUGCGACAUCGUCACCAUCAACAUCGUCCUUCGGCAUCAUGCCCGCCGGGCCGUCGUCCCAUCCAUGCUCGCCCUCCUCCCCCUUGCUCAGCAACACGGCCUGACCCCUGACGUCGCCACCUACACUGUUCUCCUCCAGGGUCUGCUCCGCGCCGGCGAGCUCAGGAUGGCAAUCAAAACCCUCGAAACAAUGUACGCUCAAGGUAUACCGCCUAACGAGCGUACCAUCUCUCUUCUCAUCUCGGACCUGGCGAAGAAUGGCGAUCGCAAGGGGCUGCGAGCUGCUGAGGAGCUCAUGCGGGAGAUGCGGGUGCUUCAGAUGAAGGUUGGCGAAGUCCCAUGGACAUCCCUGAUCAGCGGGUACUUUCGGGGCGGGUGGGAUGUGGAGGCAUGGGAGGCUAUUCGGCGGAUGGACGAUGCGGGAGUGCCGCUCAACCGCGUCGGACACAAUAUGGUUCUUCGGGAGCUGGGCGAGAGGGUACAUUCGUCGAUCCCUUUCCGGGCUCGCCCACCCGUUGUCCGGCCGCCGGUCGAGCCAACUGAGCGAAGUUUGCUCAUCCGGUGGUUCCGCCGGAUGGUCAAGACCGUCACGCCCAAUAGCGAUACCUAUCUCAUCGUGCUCACGCCUCUGGUCAGGGCGCAGCGGUGGGCGGAGGCGGAUGAGGUCGUGGCGGAGAUGAAGACGAGGGGGUUCGUAGCGGAAAAGGCGGCGCUGAGGGCGAUCUUGAAUAGGGUGAAGUUGAGGAAGAAGGAGUGGAAUUAG